Tachysurus vachellii is the source of this 2589-nucleotide messenger RNA. RefSeq names its product adhesion G protein-coupled receptor E3-like. Bases 1 to 2589 code for a protein of 862 amino acids. Gene Ontology annotation, biological process: adenylate cyclase-activating G protein-coupled receptor signaling pathway; cell surface receptor signaling pathway. The record is from RefSeq and is a predicted model, not a curated record. NCBI's taxonomy places the organism in Eukaryota, Metazoa, Chordata, Actinopteri, Siluriformes, Bagridae. Gene Ontology annotation, cellular component: membrane. Gene Ontology annotation, molecular function: ATP binding; G protein-coupled receptor activity. The transcript is spliced from 18 exons.
AUGAUUUAUCUACUGAAAGCUACUGACAGAACUAACUUAGUCUCCUAUGGACAUGAUUUAUUGAAUGUAACUGAGAAACUCUUGUCUAAACUGGUUUGGGAAACAGACACCUACAGCAACAUCAGCUUCUCUGUCCAAAAUCUGGAGGUUCAAGUUUUCAUGGUCGGACCUCAUGCCAACUUGAACACAACUCCGACACUCGUCACAAGCCACGUUUCUAUGGAUAUUGAUCUUGUUGGACUUUCAAUAGAAAAUAACGGAUCAGCUGCUGUGGCCUUUAUGACUUACAUCAAUAUGGAAAGCAUCUUUAAUCCGAAUUUCACCGUCACACUGACUGAAUCAAAAAAAACCCUGAUGUCUGCCAUGGUCUCUUGCUCACUUGUCAAUGUCAGGAACAAAAAGACAAUCAAACCAGUCAAUUUCACCAUAAAACACAUCAGAGAGUUGGGCCCUGGGUCCGUUCUGUCCUGUAUGGACUGGACAGUGCAGAAAAUGCCUAGUUGUUACAUCACAAAGAGCAACAGGACUCACACCGUGUGCACUUGUAAAGACAUUAUUAACUUUGCUCUCGUCAAGAUUCAAAUAUUUGCAUUUGUUCUGAAUGUCACCAUGAACAAAAUUCCCACAUUCAUCACAAGCCACGCAGCUCUGGAUAUUGAUCUUAUCGGGAUUUCAAUUGAAAAUAAAGAAUCAGCAGCAGUGACCAUCAUAAUCUACACCAAUAUGUCAGACAUCUUACAACCUAUCUUUAACACUUUUAUCCAAACAAAUAAAACUAUGAUGUCAGCUGUGGUAUCAGUCUCGCUUUCAGAAAUCACCAGUAAACACCUCAACAGACCAAUCAACAUCACCCUGAAACACACCAGUGCAUUAGAACCUGAAUCCAGUCUCUCGUGUGUGUACUGGAAGGACACAGAAUGGGUUGAACAUGGCUGUGACAUCAUACAGACUAACAGCAGUCACACUGUGUGCUCAUGUAAUCACCUGGCUACGUUUGCUCUCAUCAUGGAGACUGACCCAUGCAGAGUUAAUUUGACAGAACUUUGCAUAAUGAAUUUCCUGAAUGAGGUUCAGGACAACACAACUCAAGAAUUAACAAAGGAGGUUGUGGAACGUUAUUUGAACAUCAUAAUAAAACUUAUGAAUCGUGCGAAAAGCAACACUACUGAAAACAAUCUGAUGUAUUAUGGAAAUGCUGCAAUGGAUCUGAAUAAGAAACUGGUGUCUAAACUGGUGAAAAAAACAGAAACCUACAACGCUAGCAUCUCUGUUCAAAAUUUAGAGGUUGGAGUUUUAAUAGUGGUCGACUCUGAUGCUUUCUUCAUUUCCCAACUCAGCACAAAUGAUGCUACCUUGGAAAUCGAUCUCAUUGGGCUUUCAAAGAAUAAUAAAGGCUCAGCUGGUGUGGCCUUCAUGAGCUACACCAAUGUGAAAGACAUCCUGAAGCCUAAAUUCUUCAACACGGAUGCUAACACUGUGAAAACCAUGAUGUCUACUGUGGUGUCAGCAACACUUCUUAAAACCGCUAACACAUAUCUCUCCAAACCAGUCACAUUUACCUUCAAACACAUCGGUUGGGAGAAAGACAAAUGGGUUAAAGAUUUCUGUGUUGUUACAAAGACUAACAGCACUCACACUGUGUGCUCUUGUGAUAAUCUGUCAGUGUUUGCUCUCAUCAUGGAGCUCAUUCCAUGUAAGACACUAUUUGGAUCCAUUGUGUCACUGCAAUGUUGGGAUGUUUUGAACAAGACAGUGUUUAGGGGAAUAGAAGUGUUCUUCCUGACCUUGUGUCUACUGACAUUUGCUUUUUUUUGCCAAAACCCAAAAGACACCAACACGGCUCUAAUAAACCUGUGUUUAAACCUCUUGCUGUUUCACCUCACAGACUUGCUAAAACCGCUUUAUCAGAUCCAUCUACAACCACCGCAAGCCUGUGCAGUAAUGGCAGGCAUACGAUGGUUCUUCUUUAUUUCUGCAUUUGUGUGGAUGUUCAUUGAGACUGUGCUGAUCUUCCUACUUGUGAAGAACCUCUCAAAGAUCCGAUCAAACCAGAGGGAGGUGCUUAGCAUGAAAUGGAUAAAUAUGAUUGGUUACCUCGUUCCCGUGGCUGUGGUGAUUGUGUGUGAACUAGUUAGCCCGCAGAAAUCUGUUAAUGAAAAAUGCUGGGAAAAUUACAAUUCUUUAAAAUCACUGAGCUUUGACAUACCUAUCCUUUUUAUUGUCACAUCAAACAUGAUUCUCUACAUCUUCAUUAUCAUCAUGAUGAUUUUCACCCUGAAACGCCUCAAAAAUGAAAACUUGCAGAGGAAUAACACUGAUGAUAAAGCUCUCAUAAUACGCGUUAUGAUUAAAAGCCUGGCACAGUUUGUUGUCCUUGGCUGUUACUGGAUAUUCGUGUAUAUCCCCAGAAAUGAUGGGAUUUUAAACAACAUCUUCCUGUUUCUCAACUACCAGCAGGGCACCUUCAUCUUCCUUGUUCACUGUCUCCUUAACCAUGAGGUCAGGCAGCAGUACAGGAAGUUUGUGUGUGUUUGUUUCUGCUUUAAAAAGCUUGACACGACCACAGAAGUUGAAGAGACACAUCAGUGA